AUAAUAGAGGAGGAGUGUGGAGAGCCAUUGGAUAGCGCAGAUGAGAGAGGGCAUGGAGAAUCCCAAUGUUCAGAGACACUGACAGCAGAGUGAACUGUGCACUCUGCCUUGCCACCAAUUAAACUAAAAAUUUUCCAUAGCCUCCCAUCUCUCCUUCCCCAAACACACCGCAUUCCCUCCCUUCCUCCCUCCAUCUCCCUCUUUCUCUUUUUCUCUUCUCUCUCUCUUGAUUUAUUCUUUUUUUUUUUUUUUUUUGUCUCUCUCCAAAAACCUACCUCCUUCCCCCUCUCUCCAUGAUCUGAUCAGAAAGCAGAUCGGAGUGUGAGAUGAGUGAGGAUCGAAACGAAAUGCCGGAGCCGGAGGUUGAUACGAGACGACGGGAGAUCGCCGGAGUCCUCACCGGUGAAUUCCAGUCGCCGUCCCCAGAUCAAGUUCUCGAAAAUGUUUUAGAGAACGUGCUCUUGUUCCUCACCUCUCGUCGCGACAGGAACGCGGUCUCACUGGUCUGCAAAUCGUGGUACCGUGCGGAGGCGCUCACCCGAUCCGACCUCUUCAUCGGAAACUGCUACGCCGUGUCGCCUCGCCGCGCGAUCGAGCGGUUCAGGCGGGUGAGGUCCGUGGUGCUCAAGGGGAAGCCGCGGUUCGCCGACUUUAACCUGAUGCCUCCGAAUUGGGGUGCUUACUUCACCCCUUGGGUAACGGCCAUGGCCACCUCCUACCCGUGGCUCGAGAAGGUUUACCUGAAGCGGAUGUUUGUUACCGAUCGGGAUUUGGAGCUUCUAGCUCAGUCCUUCCCUGCCUUUAAAGAGCUUGUGCUCGUUUGUUGUGACGGCUUCGGUACCAGUGGACUAGCCGGGAUUGCAAGCAAGUGCAGGCAACUCAGAGUGCUUGAUCUGAUUGAGGAUGAGGUUACUGAUGAUGAGGUGGAUUGGAUUUCUUGUUUCCCAGAGAGUGGUACUUGCCUUGAAUCUUUGAUUUUUGACUGCAUUGAAUGCCCUAUAAAUUUUGAGGCGUUGGAGCGUCUGGUGGCUAGAUCUCCUUCGUUGAGGAAGCUUAGGUUGAAUCGGUAUGUUUCAAUUGGGCAACUAUAUCGCCUAAUGAUUCGAGCUCCGCAGCUCACACAUCUUGGUUCGGGUUCAUUCAGCUCCUCAGACAUUGUAGCUCAGGGUGAUCAAGAACCAGAUUACAUCUCAGCUUUUGCAGCUUGCAAAUCCUUAGUUUGUCUCUCAGGGUUUAGGGAAAUAAUACCGGAUUACCUACCUGCAAUCUAUCCAGUUUGUGCUAAUCUCACUUCUCUUAAUUUCAGCUAUGCCAAUAUUAACACAGAACAGCUCAAAUCAGUCAUCUGCCACUGCCAUAAACUGCAGAUUUUCUGGGUUCUUGAUUCAGUCUGUGAUGAAGGACUUCAGGCUGUUGCUGCAACAUGCAAGGAGCUACGUGAGCUUAGGGUUUUCCCCAUUGAUGCUCGUGAGGAUAGUGAGGGCCCUGUUUCUGAAGUGGGUCUGCAAGCAAUUUCUGAGGGCUGUAGGAAGCUGCAAUCUAUUUUGUAUUUCUGCCAGCGGAUGACAAAUGCAGCUGUGAUAGCCAUGUCCAAAAACUGCCCUGACCUGGUGGUGUUUCGUCUUUGUAUAAUGGGCCGGCACCGGCCUGACCAUAUUACAGGAGAACCCAUGGAUGAAGGAUUUGGAGCCAUUGUCAUGAACUGUAAGAAGCUCACGAGGCUUGCCAUAUCUGGUUUACUAACCGACAAAGCUUUCAGUUAUAUUGGAAAAUAUGGGAAAUUAGUUCGGACCCUGUCAGUUGCUUUUGCUGGAGACAGCGACAUGGGGCUGAAAUAUGUGCUUGAGGGCUGCCCCAAAUUGCAGAAACUUGAGAUCAGAGAUAGCCCCUUUGGAGAUGCGGCUCUGCGAUCUGGUUUACACCACUAUUACAAUAUGAGAUUCCUCUGGAUGUCCUCCUGUAGAUUAUCUCGCCAAGGAUGUGAGGAGAUUGCACGAGCAAUGCCUGGUCUAGUGGUGGAAGUGAUUAGGAAUGAGAACGAGGAGGAUAAGGAUGGUUUUGAGAUAUUAUAUAUGUAUCGCUCUCUUGAAAGCCCAAGGAUUGAUGCACCUGAAUUUGUGACAAUUCUGUAAGCUAGGUUUUACAGGACAGUCAUUCCCCUGAUCUUAAAAAGUGUUGGGGAGGAAGUGGAAACUUUUUGCGGGGGAUUGAAUGCAGUGGGUACAUUUUAUAACCUACAAGAAGGUUGUUGCAUGCCUUGUUAAACAAAGAUGAAUAGGCCUUGUUUAGUCUAGGCCUGAGCUUUUGGAAUGCCAUUUAAAGCAGAGGCACUAAAAGACUGCCUUUCUUUUCUGUGCUGGUUCUUCCAGAUGAUGCUGCUGUGGGGGGUGGUUGAUGUGGAAGAUGGAUGUCUCUGUGAGGUAUUGGACCAUCCAGUCCAAUGUUGUUGUAUCGGUACGCUUUUAAAUUUUUAUGUUUCUUUCUGUUUUCAUAUUCAUUUCAUCAUAAAAGAAGGCUGCCUGAGGUGGAGAAAGGGGAGGGAUGUUGGGCUGCAACCAAAGAUUGAUUAUUUGUCUGUGAGGACAUUGGAUCAAUUUGCUCAUUAUCUAACGUUGAAGCAAAGAUGGGUUUUGAAGAAUUGGAAGGUGAAAUUCAGAAAACUUUUCUUCCAUGCCGCGGUAGAGGAGUCACUUUUUAAAGAAAUCGAGUAUGUUGGUCUUUAUAAAAAUGCUAGUUAGUUUAAGCUGUAGCUGGUGAGAACUAAUGCCCAGAAGGAUACAUCACUCUCUCUUUCUCUAGACGUUUGUUUUCUCUUUUUUCUUUCUUUUCUUUCCUUUUUUUCCCCUCUCAGAUGUGUUGUUCUAGCACCUGACUGUUGAAUUUAUUAUUGUUAUUGUUAGCAAUGUGAGAUGGGUAAUAAAUGCCAAAUAUGCUUGGACCAGAUA
Molecule: messenger RNA, 2945 nt
Organism: Vitis riparia (riverbank grape)
Lineage: Eukaryota; Viridiplantae; Streptophyta; Magnoliopsida; Vitales; Vitaceae
Product: transport inhibitor response 1-like protein
Exons: 3
Coding region: 327-2132 (601 amino acids)
Biological process (GO): SCF-dependent proteasomal ubiquitin-dependent protein catabolic process
Cellular component (GO): SCF ubiquitin ligase complex
Molecular function (GO): protein binding
Source: RefSeq, a predicted model, not a curated record